UAACAUGCGCAUUAAAGACGGUGACAUUGGGCGAGGUUUUAUGCGUCAUCGCAAGAAAAGUGAACGAUUUAACAUAGUCGGUCAUUUCACGAUUUAAGUUAAAAACCUCCAAAAUGAGUGAAGAAACGCCAGUGUAUGAAAAUGAUCAAGCGAAUGGAAGUAGUGACAAUCCAAAACAAGACUUUGAAUUGUACAUAAAGGCUUCUGCCAUAGACAAGGAAACCAGAGGAUCUUGUCCGAUAUGUCAUCAAUGGUUUAUGAUGUCCUACCUAAUGGCUGAAAAUCAAGAAGGCGUCAAUUUCAAAGUCUUCACUGUCCAAGCAGACUGUCCACCCAAAAACUUUUUGGAAGAAGGUUGGAGCAAAAAGUUCCCUGUUGUAAAAGCAAGGUCAUGUAUCACAAAAACUGGUCAGGAUAUUAGUGGUAUGAUGUAUGACACAUUUGAAGAAUUAGAAGUUUUCUUUGAAAGCAUUAACAAAGACUGCCCAGAAUUAAAGAGACGUAAUGCACCAAAUGUUGAAGCUAUGAAGUGUGUUGAAGAUCUAUAUAAGACAUUUAAUCACUAUUUACAAGGAAAACCAGAUACCACGAUGCUAGCAGAAUUGAAGAAACUUGAUGAAUUUCUAGCUUCACAUGAAUCCAAGUUUCUGGUUGAUGAUGUCCUUUCUUUUUCUGAUUGUCACCUGUUACCAAGGUUACAGCAUCUGAGAGUAGCUGGAAAGGCAUACAAAGGCUUUGAGAUUCCAAAAGAAUUCAGUCAUAUUUGGAGAUAUCUUGCCAAUGCUUAUGAAAUUCCAGCAUUUAAAUCGACCCUGCCAUCUGAUCAAGACAUUGUCUUUGCAUAUGAGAAGAAGGCAACAAGUGGGCCACUAUGUCGUGGCAAGGGUCCAAAACCAACAUUAGAGAAAUUUACCUACACCACAUCUGUGCCGAAGGAUUUUCUUGACAAUGAAACAAAUCGCAAUGGAAAUGAUUCAGAUAUGGAAUCACAGUGAUGUGUUAUUCGUUAACAUGGUGAAAUUUUAAAAUAUAUAUUACUCUAAAAGAUAAUAGGGGAAAAAACAAUUGGGAUUUGAUCAAAUCCUGAUGAAAUGUGAUUAUAACAAAAUUAAAUUGCUGGAUGUUAUGGUUUUAAAUAUAGCAUUGCCAAAUACAUGUUAUGGUUAAACUUGUAUCUAAAUAGUUUUAUUCAGGCUAUUGUAAAAAAAAAAAGGAUAGAGUACUGAAGUGUACUGCAAGAGUUUAGCUUGAAGUAGUUUAUUUUUAUAUGAUUGUGUCAUGUUAACAAGUAUUUAGAUUAUAGAAUAGGACUUACUGGAAGUAUAUAAACCUUUGUGAAAUAAACGCGAUAUAAGCUUUUAGUAUGAUGAAUUAUUACGAUUAUAGUAAUAUAUAUAUGUAUAUCCAAAAACAUUACUCUUCUAUGUAUAACAAUAUAAUAUAAUUUAUGAGAAAGAACAAGAAUUUAAAAAUUGACUUCCUAUUAAGGGCAUAGGCUCCCUAAAUUAAGGUAUGGCAUUCAUUAUAAAAUCCCUUGGAAAAUGAAAAUUUAAACCUGGUUUUAGUCCUGGUCGACUUUUAUUCCAUACAUAGUGGUUUUGUCUGUAAACAUUUUAGAUAGUUUUCUGUUUUUCAACUUAUGCCCAUCUUGAUAGUUAACACUUACCAGCUUUGUCAAGUUAUUCAAGGAUAAAAGAUGGUCAAAUUUUAAUUUAUUCUGAUAAUAACUUACAUGUAAUAGGUUGUUACUCUUCAUUUGUAGGUCUUUUAUAUGCUUGAAAUACCUUUUAAAAAAAAAAAUAUGUGACAACACUCGUCAACUACCCAGAAAUCUUAGCUGAUGUGGGCAUGUUUUGUUGCUUGGCUACCUAUCCUUUUCAAAUUUGAUGUGAAACAUUCAGAUUAUGAAAGGAUGAACCCUAUCGAAUUUCAGCAUUCAGUUCUGGCAUCCGCAUUCUAGGAUUUUUUGUUCCAAAGUUAUACAUGUAUAUGUAUUACCUAUUAUCCUGAAAAGCUUGUGAAGACAAUGAGAUCAGAAUUCUUGAAGGCAUAAAGGAAGGGGACACUUUGGAGGGACAAAUUUUAACAUUUUCUGUAAUAGUGACUUUAUGACACAGGAUACAGCCUUUUUAUACGCCCACAUUGAAAUGUGGUCGUAUAUUGUUGUCGCCCCCGUCCAGCGUCCACAAUUGCUUGUGGACGCUCUAUAGGCUAAAGUUAAUAUCCGAUUGACUUUAAAUUUAUACAUAGUGUUUAAGGUCAUGAGACGAAGAAGCCUAUUGAUUUUCAGCGAUUUCCGAUAAUUUUUGCCAGAGUUAUGGCCCUUGAUCACGUUGAAAAAUCUUGUGGACGCUCUAGAGGCUAAAGUUAAUAUCCGAUUGAUACACAGAGUUUAAGGUCUUGAGAUGAACAAGUAUAUUGAUUUUCAAUGAAUCUUUAUGACUUGAACAGCUAAAGUUUCGUAUACUAAACGUUAGCAUGGGGCAGAACAAAUUCUAAUGAGCUGUUACUCUUAAUUAGAUUUUAAUGUAUUAUAAAUGUUUCAUUACCGAAAAAAGUAAAAAUAUGCUACAACUCUUGUUGACUGCCCGGACGAUAUAGCUGCUGUGGGCGUAUGUUUCGUUGCCUGGCAACCGAUCUUUGAAAGUUGUGUUUUUAAUUAUUUGAUGCGUUGAUGAGUUUGUCUAAAUUUAAAAUUUCAGGUCUACAAAUAUACCUGACGGUCUGACCUCAGCUUAAUCAUAAAUAAACAAAAAUUUCAUUGUAUGCAGCUUUUCGCAUGAUAACUAAUUUACAUUUAGGUAACACAUCGGGUAAAACCAACCCAACACUUCCACCUAAAUCAAAGAUAUUAUAGCUCCUUUAUGUCUUUUGAAGAAGUUUGUUUUUGGUUAUCACCACAUGGUUAAACAAUAUUUUCAUAUGUCCAAAUUUUAAAUUUGGGUUCAAUAUUGCAAGGAAUGCCUUUUGUGAAUAAUGCAAGGAGUACCGUAUAAAAUACAAGAGUACUGUAGUUUGAUUUUUUUUUAUGACCAUAAUAAUUAAGAAAUUAAUUUUAUUGUACUCUGUUAUUGUUUCAUAUUCUACAUGUAUUCAUUAAAUAUACACAUUAAUUA
Molecule: messenger RNA, 3116 nt
Organism: Patella vulgata (common limpet)
Lineage: Eukaryota; Metazoa; Mollusca; Gastropoda; Patellidae
Product: chloride intracellular channel protein 4
Exons: 4
Coding region: 114-995 (293 amino acids)
Biological process (GO): chloride transport
Cellular component (GO): cytoplasm; apical plasma membrane
Molecular function (GO): chloride channel activity
Source: RefSeq, a predicted model, not a curated record